AGAUACAGGAAUUAGAAGUGAGGUGAUUUUACUUUGAGCAGAAGCUGGUCAGUGAUGCGCGGCAACAUUUCAGAAAUAAAAUGGUUGACAAUGACCGCCAUAACCUUCACACUCACAGCCAUUUCCAUCUCUGCGUACGCAUUUAAGAGAAAAUGGAACGAUAUGAACUCCAAGAUCGAGGAGCUCGAGGCAUCUCUGAAGUCCUGCUCUGAGAAAUGUGCCUCCGAAAGGCAAGGCCGAAUCAGGGCUCAACAGGCUUUGAGAGAAGAAGUAACAAAGUCGCAGCCUAAAUCUGAAAACCUAAACCUCACUUGUUAUCCCAUGAUGCCAAUCGGUAUCGUCCACUCCUGCUUCUCCACCAGGAACGGGACGCCGAGGCAACCGUUACUCGUGCCACUUGCUAGGGCGUGUUUGGUUUUUAACACUACUCGCGUUCCUCCGGCGUCGCUCGAGGGUUUGGAGGAAUAUUCUCAUUGUUGGAUUCUGUAUGUUUUUCACUUAAAUACGGAUCUUGAUAAGCUGUGGAAGCAUCCGUCUAAAUCAGGGUUCAAGGCCAAGGUGAGGGUUCCGAGACUGAAGGGUGGAAGAAAGGGAGUGUUUGCUACACGAUCCCCACACCGUCCAUGCCCCAUCGGACUCACAGUUGCAAAGGUAGAGGCUGUACAGGGAAAUAUGGUUUUGCUCUCGGGUGUGGAUCUGGUUGAUGGAACUCCAGUGCUAGAUCUCAAGCCUUACCUGCCAUAUUGUGACAGCAUCCGAGAAGCUACAGUGCCAAAUUGGUUAACAGAUGAUAACUUGCUUUCUGUAGCUUCUAUUAGCUUUUCGGAGGACUUCGCUUCAGCUCUCGAAAAAUGCUGGAUAGUGGCGGAAAAGAAGUCAUUGUAUGCAUCACCAGGUGAGUUCCAAAGCUUGAUAAAGCAGGUUCUUUCAUGGGAUAUUCGGUCAUUGAGUCAACGCAAUCGACCACAUGAUGCAUUACUUAAUGAAAACGGUGAACUAUUGGGUAACGCUUCUGACGUAGAUGACCACGAAAAUGCUAUCAAUUCCAGUGAAAUCAUUUAUCACCUGAUUUUGGAGGGACUUGAUGUCUCUUACAGAAUUGAUCAUGUCGGUAAUGUCAUCGUACAUAAUGUGUCACCUGCUGUGCAGGAUAAUAAGCAUAGUUUCUUUAAUUACUUGACAUGGAAAGACAAGUUGCAAUGAUUUCUUUUAUGAUACCCUAUUACUUGUUAAGCUAUUUUAAUUGAUAUUUUUCUUUUUCAAAAAAUGCUUUUGCCCUUUUGUUAGUAGUAAUGUAAGCUUUGAAGGUGUUUGGUUU
Vigna radiata var. radiata (mung bean) is the source of this 1318-nucleotide messenger RNA. RefSeq names its product tRNA (adenine(37)-N6)-methyltransferase. Lineage: Eukaryota; Viridiplantae; Streptophyta; Magnoliopsida; Fabales; Fabaceae. The record is from RefSeq and is a predicted model, not a curated record. Bases 55 to 1203 code for a protein of 382 amino acids. The transcript is spliced from 8 exons.